This is a messenger RNA of Eucalyptus grandis, 1076 nucleotides long. Its product is annotated as salicylic acid-binding protein 2. The transcript has 3 exons. NCBI's taxonomy places the organism in Eukaryota, Viridiplantae, Streptophyta, Magnoliopsida, Myrtales, Myrtaceae. Gene Ontology annotation, molecular function: methyl salicylate esterase activity; methyl indole-3-acetate esterase activity; methyl jasmonate esterase activity. Gene Ontology annotation, biological process: jasmonic acid metabolic process; salicylic acid metabolic process. The record is from RefSeq and is a predicted model, not a curated record. Bases 40 to 825 code for a protein of 261 amino acids.
UACAUGACUUAGUAACAAAGCCAGGGGGAGCCAAAAAGCAUGAAACACCACCACUUCGUACUCGUGCACGGCGCGUGCCACGGCGCGUGGAGCUGGUACAAGCUCAAGCACCGGCUUGAGUCGGCCGGCCACCGCGUCACAGCCCUAGACCUCGCAGCCUCUGGCACCAACACGAAGUCCAUACACAACGUCCAGACGUUCUGCGAGUACACCGAGCCGCUGCUGGAGCUCCUGGCCUCGCUUGGGGCGCAAGAGAGGGUGAUCCUCGUCGGCCACAGCUUGGGCGGCUUGAACUUGGCCCUCGCCGCCGACAGGUUCCCGAAGAAGAUAUCGGUCACUGUAUUCUUGGCGGCUUUCAUGCCAGACACCGCGCAUCGACCGUCGUACGUGAUGGAAGAGUAUUGUGCAAGGGCUCCGGAGGGAGCAUGGCUAGACACCCAAUUCGCGCCCAUCGGACAGCGUGACAAACCCUUAACAUCCAUGUUCUUCGGCCCCGACUUCUUGUCAUCCAAGCUCUACCAGUUGUCCCCUGUCGAGGAUCUGGAGCUCGGCAAGAUCUUGACGCGGCCGGGGUCAUUGUUCAUAGAAGACCUGAGCACGGCAAGCAACUUCACCCGAGAAGGCUACGGGUCGACGAUGCGGGUCUACGUCGUGUGCAGACAGGACCUGGGGAUACCCCUGGAGUUCCAACAGUGGAUGAUCACGAACGGCGGGGCCCACCACGUCCUGGAGUUGGACGGCGCCGAUCACAUGGCCAUGCUCUCGAAGCCGCAGGAGCUUUGCGAUUGUCUGCUGGAGAUCGGGGCCACAUACGCACCUGCCUAACAUUCGCUACGGCGUAGUAGGCGGCUUUGGCUCUGUUCGGCCGUUUAUGGUUUGGUUUUCUUCGGAUUGUCGUAUUUGGUUUGUGUUUGUCUUCCUGUUGUCUGGUCGAUUUCGAGCAUCUACUAUGUAGCUAGAAAGGCGUUGGAGAGCUAUUGUGUUGUUGCUCGUGUGUAAAUCCCGACGAGUUAUUUAAUUUCCUCAAUAAACACCAGUUUUAAAUCCCUGUGGUUUAGAUCAUGAAAAGGGCAUCG